AUGGGGCCUAAGAAAAAGGCCAGGCCUGAUGGGCCCGUGAGAGCUGGGCCUGCUAUUGUUGUUCCUAUUGGGGUGGCGAUGCAAGCUCUGGCUACUAGGAUUGCACAGCUGCCAAGGGUUGUUCAACAGCCACCUAGGGGUCUAGGACAGGCUAGGGGCGGUAACGGUAUUGGUCGAGGUCAAAGAGCACGAGGCAGAGGUGCUGGGCAGACUGAGGCAUGGCAGCUUGCCCUUGUCUAUGCUGCACAUCGCCGUGAGGAUGGAGAUGCUCUAGACGUCAUCACGGAUACGUUCUUCAUUUCUAAUGUACCUUAUGUUGCAUUGAUAGACAUAGGCUCUACACAUUCCUAUGUUACAUGUUCUGUGUCUCAGACUUUGGGAAUCCCGCGUGAGAGCACUUCUAGUGAGAUUUUAGUGGUGAGUCCAUUGGGGAACGGUAUUCUUGGCGGAUCUGAUGGAACUUCCGUUUGGGGAGUUCCACUUAAUUUUAGGCAUGGACUGGUUGGUAAAGCAUGGUCAGAGAAGCUAGUGAGGAAAGGAUAUAAGGCAUUUUUGGCCUACAUCAGUGUUUCCGAUUCUGUGGACUCUUCGAUUAAGGACAUCCGUACUGUGAGGGACUUUCUAGAUGUUUUUCCAAAGGAAUUACUAGGAUUGCCUCCGAGUCAAGAGGUAGAAUUUGGCAUCGAGUUGAUUCCUAGUAUAGCUCUAGUGUCUAUCGCCCCUUAUCGAAUGGCGCCGAAUGAGCUGGCAGAACUGAAGGCUCAAAUACAGGAGCUGUUGGAUCAUGGGUUUAUUCAUCCCAGUGGGUCUCCAUAG
Gossypium arboreum is the source of this 816-nucleotide messenger RNA. RefSeq lists its product as uncharacterized. The record is from RefSeq and is a predicted model, not a curated record. The transcript is spliced from 4 exons. Bases 1 to 816 code for a protein of 271 amino acids. NCBI's taxonomy places the organism in Eukaryota, Viridiplantae, Streptophyta, Magnoliopsida, Malvales, Malvaceae.